AUGGUGAAUUGUCGCGAGGAACAAUCCUCUUGCUCUAAAUUGGUACUGUAUUGGCAGUCGGAAAUCCCAACGCCGGGAUGGCCACGUUGGCUAAAGCAUGUGGAACCGCUCAACAUCAACACAUCAACACCAUCAACACAUCAACACCAUCAACACAUCAACACCAUCAACACCAUCAACACCAUCAACACCAUCAAGACCAUCAACACCAUCAACACCAUCAACACCAUCAACACCAUCAACACCAUCAACACCAUCAACACCAUCAACACCAUCAACACCAUCAACACCAUCAACACCAUCAACACCAUCAACACCAUCAACACCAUCAACACCAUCAACACCAUCAACACCAUCAACACCAUCAACACCAUCAACACCAUCAACACCAUCAACACCAUCAACACCAUCAACACCAUCAACACCAUCAACACCAUCAACACCAUCAACACCAUCAACACCAUCAACACCAUCAACACCAUCAACACGUCAACACCAUCAACACCAUCAACACGUCAACACCAUCAACACGUCAACACCAUCAACACGUCAACACCAUCAACACGUCAACACCAUCAACACGUCAACACCAUCAACACGUCAACACCAUCAACACGUCAACACCAUCAACACUUCCACGCCAUCAGUACCAGUAUCAACACAUGA
This is a messenger RNA of Penicillium subrubescens, 666 nucleotides long. RefSeq lists its product as uncharacterized. The transcript has 3 exons. The record is from RefSeq and is a predicted model, not a curated record. The coding region runs from base 1 to 666 and encodes 221 amino acids. NCBI's taxonomy places the organism in Eukaryota, Fungi, Ascomycota, Eurotiomycetes, Eurotiales, Aspergillaceae.